This is a messenger RNA of Canis lupus familiaris (dog), 822 nucleotides long. RefSeq names its product cytochrome b5-like. Gene Ontology annotation, cellular component: mitochondrial outer membrane; intracellular membrane-bounded organelle. The record is from RefSeq and is a predicted model, not a curated record. Gene Ontology annotation, molecular function: heme binding. NCBI's taxonomy places the organism in Eukaryota, Metazoa, Chordata, Mammalia, Carnivora, Canidae.
AUGGUAAGGGUCUGGAUUUUAUUGAUGUUCUUAGCACCACCCGAGAAUUUAAGGUGGAAAGUGAAUAUCUGGUACACAUUUCAGAAAGUCUGUGAUUCAGGAGGGGCAGGAGUGGUGGAAGAGGAGGAGGAGGAGGAAGCUUGGGCCAGCCCGCCGCCUUCCGCAGUGGCCGAGCAGUCGGACCAGACCAUCAAGUACUACACCCUGGAAGAGAUCCAGAAGCACAACCACAGCAAGAGCACCUGGUUGAUCUUGCACCACAAGGUGUACGAUUUGACCAAGUUUUUGGAGGAGCAUCCUGGUGGGGAAGAAGUAUUAAGGGAACAAGCUGGAGGGGAUGCUACUGAAAAUUUCGAGGACGUGGGGCACUCUACAGAUGCCAGAGAAUUGUCCAAAACAUUCAUCAUUGGGGAACUUCAUCCGGAUGACAGAGCGAAGAUAAACAAGCCUUCGAAACUCAUUACUACUGUUGAUUCUAAUUCCAGCUGGUGGACCAACUGGGUGAUCCCAGCCAUCUCAGCACUGGUGGUAGCCCUGAUGUCUCACUUCUACACAGCGGAAGAUUAAACACGUUCUCAGAAGCCAAUGAAAGAAAAGACUGCUUUGGGCCGGAGAGAAAGAAGCCAAUGUUAACUGCUUCAACUGACAGAAACUUUCACCCAAAACAUAAUUUUAAUACACCAGUUUCCCUUUCUCCUAUUUUGAAUCAAACCAAAAGAGAACUCUUCUGUUCUUUCUACUCCUGAACUCUUAGAAUGUGCCUUUUGUUCAUCAACUUUUUCUGAUGUUCCAUCACUACAUAAUUUACUUAUUAUAGACGUG